This is a messenger RNA of Physella acuta, 1259 nucleotides long. RefSeq lists its product as uncharacterized. The record is from RefSeq and is a predicted model, not a curated record. Lineage: Eukaryota; Metazoa; Mollusca; Gastropoda; Physidae. Gene Ontology annotation, molecular function: carbohydrate binding. Gene Ontology annotation, biological process: cell adhesion.
AGAGACGGUCUAGCGGCUGUGUAUCACUUUCUAAGGCGGUGUAUAGUCUGAACAUGUCUGACGUGAGAAGACUUUUGGCAUUGAUUCUGCUCAUCAGUGGAGUAGCGGCGAAACCAGAAAGUACGGGAUCUUUAAAACCAGUCACGAAUUCUUCAUCAAACGUCAAAGUUAAAACUAAAAAAGUGGAAAUGGCGGAUUUUAAAAACGAAACCAGACUGGAUACAAACACAACCGACAAUGUUGAAGGUUUAACCAACGAGUCUUCCGCUGAAAUCAGUUCGGUUGUUAACCUAACAGCGGAUCCUUUAGUCUUCCAACCUGCGCUGACACGAAAGCUUACAAUUAGAUGUUCUGUCCUCAACACUUCUGUAACACCAGUCAUGAAAGAUAACCCAGGUGGGAAAAAUGAAAUUUUAAACCAAAAGAAAGCAUCCAUGAUGUCAUCACAGGAUGACGUCACAAACCUGCUCUCUAUCGUCAUCACAAAAGUGAACGACGGGACAGGAAAAAACGAAGUUGCAGCAAGAGUGGCCGGGUGUCUGGCUGCUGAUGUGGAGGUCAAUGUCCUGGGUCAGGUGGAGAUUGAAGGAAACACAGAAGGAUCACCUGUGGCAGGUGAAGCUGGCUACCUGCAGCUCACGUGGGACAGACCUCUAGGAAACUCUGCAGGCGCGUACACCUGUGAGGUGUCUGCUCUAAACGCCAAUAAACAUUCCAUCUCCUUAAACACUACAGUACGCGUUCAAGCAGAACAACCUUCUAUUUCAUAUCUGUCCAUGUAUAUUUCUCAACACGACAGGCACAUCGAGUCUUUAACCAAACGAACACUGGAAUUGGAACAAGAAAAUAAAAACCUCAACACUCUGCUGCAAUUUUCGAACUCGAAUCUGUCAGCCGAUCUAACAGCCUUUAAAGACAAGAUAAACGAACAAAAGUUAUCUGAAAUACAAAUAGGAAAUAUAACGUGCCGUGAAGGGAAUAAAUCUAUACGUUUCAAGCGGCCAUUUAAAACUGUUCCUACUGUCACCACGUUCAUGAGUGAUUUAAGUUUUUCCCUCAGCUACCAUAAGCAAUCAACCAAACUAACUGCCUCUAAUGUUGUGAAGACAGGAUUCACAGCAGAGUGUUCUGUUAAUGGUGACACUUCUGCUACACAUGUCUGGCUUGCUAUGGCUCCUUAAUGCUGAACACCACUUCAAUUAUGUAUAAUAAACUAACUAGUCUAACUGCAUGCAAAGAUUUUCGGAUUUUUACUUUCU